Messenger RNA from Ostertagia ostertagi, 1872 nucleotides. NCBI's taxonomy places the organism in Eukaryota, Metazoa, Nematoda, Chromadorea, Rhabditida, Trichostrongylidae. The record is from the annotation of a GenBank genome assembly.
AUGGAGCGCGUAAUCUCUAGGAUGUCUGCCGGCGGAUCGCAACCGGCAAAAAAGAAGCGAAAGACCAUAGUAGUUGAUCUGGAAGAAGAAAGCGACGAUACCCCAUACACAAUUCAUUUGAAAAGAAACGUUUCCUCCUCUCAGCGUAGCUAUGAAGAGCUCAACCCGAAAGACAAUCCUGACGCCUUUUAUAGCCAAACGCAGCAUCCCAAGUUUCAUACACGCGUAUUGGAGAGAGCCGUACAAAAGCAAAGAGCUUGGUCCAAAACGCGUUACCUGAAGGUCCAUGAUCUUUUUUUCGUCGCUUCAGCGCCGAAGAAGCUAGAGGAUCUAGCGAUCAAUCCCAAGCAGCUGAACAAGCUGAAAACAUUAUUGUCGCAAGAGGAGGGCUAUGGUCGGACGCUACUGGUUACUGGUCCUGCUGGCUGUGGAAAAUCUACUUCCGUUGACGUUGUUGCAAAAUCAUUGAAAGUGGAAGUUCUCAAAUGGGAACGUUCUGGUAAUUUAGAGGUUGUUAGCUACGGAGGAGAUAGCUAUCUUAAAGAGGAAAGCGAGCUGAACUCCUUGUUAACGUUUUUACGUUCAAGCACUAUUCCAACUAAAAACAAAGGUCGCAAAUCAGAGAAGCCCAGAAGAAGGUUGUAUCACAUUGACGACCUGCCCACACUGGCAUACCAGGAUGUGGCUGAAUUCAGACGGCUCAUUUAUCCAUUUCUACAGAAUACCAGACAUAUUGUUGUAUUUGAUUUGACUACGCGAGAUUCUUCUUGGCAUAUGUCUCCAAAACGGGUAUUUUCUACACAGUUUAUAAAUAGUCUUAACAUUUGCGAGCUGAGCUUUUAUCCUAUUGCGAAUACUUUCAUGCGGAAAGGAUUGAGAAGGGCAGUAGACGUUUUAGGAUUCCAUUCUAGACUGUCUAUCCAGGAUUAUCGCGCAAUCGAAAAAAUCGCUAAUGGUGAUAUUCGUUCUGCCAUCAAUGUUAUCCAGUUUUCGCUCUUAUCCAGUCGUGAGAAAUUUUCCGUACCCGAUUUUUUUGAAGCUUCAUCUAAUGAUGAGUUAUUCCACAUGCUUGGUUCAUUACUGUAUGCAAAACGACAAAGCGAAACAGAUUAUCCCGACGUAGAGUUAAAUGUACGAGAAGAUUUACGUCGACCUUCUCCUACCAGAGAAAUAAACGAUGUCCUUUCAAUGUCAAGAGCCUCUGCAGAAACUGUUAUGAUGUUUUUGCAUGAGCAUGAGCCGAAUUUUUCGGGUUCAAUAGCCUCCACGCGGAAGGUUCUCGAUGCCAUGUCAGUGAGUGACGCUAUGUCAGAAAUGUGGGAAUCACGUCACAUCAGUCAAGAGUACUCCUCCCAGGUAUUGGCUUUACAAUAUAUGUGCACGUGCCACAGCGCCUUCUACAACUUUCAAGGGCGAAUAGUUCUGUUUAAGGGAAUAGCUCGCGGUUUUUAUGCGUAUAACCGUCCAAAAUGGUGUCCUCUAGCUGAUAGGACAACACAAUUGAAACGUGAAAUAAACGAAGAAUUUCGCUUUUCUUUCGGAUCGUCUGAGCAACAUUGCGCCGACAUUUGCGUUCCCUAUCUCUCCAUGAUCAAGCCGCCAACGUUGACGAGUGACCAAUAUCGUCUAAUGAGCUACCUCACGAGGCCAUGGAAUUUUUCUUGGAGUACAGAACGAGAGUUAUGGAACCAUCGGAUGGCUGCCGAUCCGGCAUACCAAACGGCUCUGUCCAGGGACAACUCUUUCAAAAAUUCGUUAUCAAGUCCUUUCCUCGAGGAAGAUGAUUCGGAUGAAGAGGUUUUCGUGAUAGAAGAUUCUGAAGAAGAAGUUCAAAGUGAUGAUAGUUUCGAUGAACCUGUCACAUUCCAUUAG